This is a messenger RNA of Dinoponera quadriceps, 1891 nucleotides long. RefSeq names its product galactosylgalactosylxylosylprotein 3-beta-glucuronosyltransferase I (gene GlcAT-I). Gene Ontology annotation, molecular function: galactosylgalactosylxylosylprotein 3-beta-glucuronosyltransferase activity. Gene Ontology annotation, cellular component: Golgi membrane. NCBI's taxonomy places the organism in Eukaryota, Metazoa, Arthropoda, Insecta, Hymenoptera, Formicidae. Gene Ontology annotation, biological process: chondroitin sulfate proteoglycan biosynthetic process; carbohydrate metabolic process. The transcript has 4 exons. The record is from RefSeq and is a predicted model, not a curated record. Bases 86 to 1366 code for a protein of 426 amino acids.
AGCGUUACCAAGUGAUCAUCUCGUUUCAGCAUCGUUCGUGUCUAAAGUUAUUCAAACAAUUUAACGGACAUUUCAGCGUGGCACAAUGCUCCAUGUUCAUACAUUUGUUUCAUCAACGAUGAACGAUGACAUUUGUUCUCUGAAAAAAGUGAAAAGGGGAAACCACUUUACAUCGAUUUUUUUGCCACGAUGUUGCGGAAAGACCCGGUGUUACGUAAACAGCACGGUAUUGCGAAAUGACGAUGUGAUUGACACCAUUGUCGGGCUGGCUGGCGCUGUCGGUGAGGCAGAACAGUGUCAUGGCGCGUCAACGAUGACAGAGAGUGUGCUGCUCACCGACGAAUCCAGCACGAAAGCCAGUAUGUGGGGCGUAUUUCGCUGUAACAGGGCUUUCCUCGUACUGUUCCUGAUUAAUGUGAUCGCAUUCCAAAGUAUCGUAUAUUACCAGGAGCACACCAAAUGGCAGGAAUUACGGUCGAAGCUGGAGCCGGUGAUAACGGAUCUGCGCGACGUGCAGGGUCUGACGCACAGCGUGGUGAAGAGACUGGAGUCGCACGGGCUCUUCCUCGAGAACCUCCACGGGGGCGCCGCUAAUCGUACCGUCAUCUACGCGAUCACGCCGACGUUCUCCAGGCCGGUGCAGAAGGCCGAGCUCACCCGGCUGGCGCAGACGUUUCUCCACGUGCGCAACUUCCACUGGAUCCUCGUGGAGGACGCACCGUCCAAGACCGGGCUGGUCAGCAGCUUCCUGGAGACCAGCGGCCUGAUCUACACGCACCUGUCCGCGGCGACCCCGCCCAACUACAAGCUCGGUAGGAACGACCCGAACUGGAAGAAGCCGCGCGGGGUGGAGCAGCGAAACGCGGCGCUCAGGUGGCUCAGAGAGAACCUCAAGCCGUCCAACAGGGGCGUCGUGUUCUUCGCCGACGACGACAAUACUUACGCCAUUAAGCUGUUCCGCGAGAUGGAGAAAAUACAAAGAGUCGGUGUGUGGCCGGUCGGCUUAGUCGGCGGCUUGACGGUGGAGAGGCCUAUCUGCAUUUGUGAUAACGCUACUAGUAAGGUGAUCGGUUUCAACGCGGCGUGGAAGCCGGACCGUCCAUUCCCGCUCGACAUGGCCGGCUUCGCCAUCAAUCUCGAGCUGCUGCUCAAACAUCAAGAAGCCUGGUUCUCGUACGACGUGGAAGGCGGCUAUCAGGAGAGCGAGAUACUCCGGCAGAUAGUGACGAGGGAUCAGCUGGAGCCGCUGGCGGACUGCUGCAUGAAGGUGUACGUGUGGCACACGCGAACGGAAGCUCCGCAACUGAACGUCGAGCAGAUGCUGAUCAGGAAAGGCAAACGUUCCAACGUCGGUAUCGAAGUGUGAGGGAAAGAUGUUCAUCGUCAAUUCGCGGAGCCUCGCAAAAGCUCCGCCGAUUCCGUGGAACUCAGUGAUAUUUAAUAGAUAAAUUUUACUUUAAGCUCGUUAACAUCGAUCGAUGCAAGUGUGUGCAGACAAAGGAUUAGUAGACCCGUAGAUUUUUCAUUUCGUCGUUACAGUCUUACGGUAGAACACAGUACAGUGCCAUGUACUGUAUAGCUUGUAGUCGCAGACUUAGUAACGAAGGCAGAGGCGAAAUAUUAAUCGAACGUCUCUGGCGUGUUUCGUGCAAAUGACGCUUCGAAGAAUUCGAAGGACUCUCUCAUGUGAUAUCUCGCGCGUUUGAAACUUUUGUCAGCAGUCAGCCCGACUAAUGUACGCGCCCUAAUAUUAAUGUUUUUGUACGGAAGGAGUCCACAAAGUGUUCUGUAAAUCGACGCGAAUAAGACUUCUUAUAUAUCACGCUCAUCAUAUCGUAUUCCCAUUUUUGUAAAAGUGCAAUGUAAUAAAACUUAAGCGAGGAAAAAUGAA